This is a messenger RNA of Colletotrichum lupini, 642 nucleotides long. RefSeq lists its product as uncharacterized. Lineage: Eukaryota; Fungi; Ascomycota; Sordariomycetes; Glomerellales; Glomerellaceae. The record is from RefSeq and is a predicted model, not a curated record. Bases 1 to 642 code for a protein of 213 amino acids. The transcript is spliced from 6 exons.
AUGCCGAACGGACGCAAGAUGUACCCAAUAAUCACGAUACGUCACGCCUUCUUCCAUCUCCUUGCCAUCGUGGAUUCAUCUGCCUUGACUGGCCUAAUAAGUCCCAACGUUGCACCCGCGAGAACGAAGAAAGUCACGAAUGAGCGAGGACGGAGACAUACGGUGAGGAACUGGACCGCGUGGCCAAGGAACGAACAUCUCGCGGGCCUCGAUAAACACGCGUGGCGGCAUCACGGACCUCGGCUCUGGCCCGAUUCUCGCCUCCGUAACACGCAAGUGACGGCGAGGUGGAUAAGCUUUGUUUUUCUGUUGGCCACACGUGCUUUCGCCGCCGCGAGCGGUAUGAGUGACGGAGCGAAACAUUAUCUCAUUACGGAGUUGAUACGGUGGUCGAAACUAAAGUACUCCAGGACUCAACACUACUACAUAGACAACUCAAUCUACCUGAAGAUACGUGGUCAGACGUACGGAUGCCCGGCGUUCAUUCCCGUGAAGCUCGCCGCUCGCGGCGGCGGGGUUAUCUCGAACGCCGGCGACGAUCCGUCGUACUCGCCCGCCAGUUCCGUGGUCCUACGCAUCCAUCACCCCAUUCGUAUUGCGGCCGACCACCGCAAAAAGCAAAACACUUGCAAAACGCUCUAA